Molecule: messenger RNA, 852 nt
Organism: Salarias fasciatus (jewelled blenny)
Lineage: Eukaryota; Metazoa; Chordata; Actinopteri; Blenniiformes; Blenniidae
Product: protein RD3
Exons: 3
Coding region: 27-722 (231 amino acids)
Source: RefSeq, a predicted model, not a curated record
UACGCCACAUCUUUAUAAUCAAGAUAAUGGCGAUGUUUCCCUGGUCGGCUGUUUUCUCCCUUGAGCCCAAAGUGCCCGGCCAGCGCACCACAGAGGAGCUGGUGACCAACACUUUGAUGCUGGAGCUGGGGGCCAUGGUGAAACGCACCGAGCGCAUCAGGUUAGAGAGGGCGACGGAGGGCCGGCGCCGGCGUCGCAGCUCCUCAUCCACGGCCGACUACAGCUGGCUGGCCACCGCGCCGACCCCGCAGCCCUACGAGCUGACCCCCAACGACCUGCUGGAGCUGCAGGACCUCUGUGCCAAGAUCCCCCCCGCACAGUGCGGCCCCGUCAUCGUCAGGUUCAGGCGGCUGGUGUCACAGAUGGAGCCCGAGGUUCACGAGGUCCCCCGCCUCUUCCGCUCGGUGCUGCGCGACUGCGUGGAGGAGAUGAACACGAACGAAGACAUUCAGGCGCAGCCGGAAACCGUGUACGAAAAGCAGCAGCGCAGCAAGAGCCUGUCCUUCGUCACUUUCCGCACCAAGUUCCGCACGGGGCAUUUCUUCAACAAGAGCAGCGGGGUGAGGGGCUCCCGGGGAAACCUGCAGCAGCAGGUGGAUUGGUCGGACGAGGAGGAGGAGGAUGGAGAGGAUGAGGAGGAGGCCAUCAAGGCCAGGGCGAGGAAGGGAAGGAGCAGAAGCAUGCCAGAGAUUACUCCAAUUGAACAGAGUGCCCAGGGGUGAGGCCAGUGAGGGGGGAUGAGGGGGGAAGGCAGAAGAAGUGAGGGGAUAUUUUCAUUUUCACUUCAUGUUCUGUUGCCUGUUGAAAGAUUUCUGAAGCCUUUGUUGUGCUGACGGCUCAGUGCAAACAGUA